AUGUGCUCCGUGGUUUACCUCGGCGCAUUUCAGGCCUUCUCCUUCUCUAGCGUGCUCUCUUCUUUCCCCACGCCACGAUACCAACUCCAAAUGGCAACGCAAAAAGCUAUCGUCGUCCAGGAAACCCGCCGCGCAGUCCUGGUUGACGACGCACCGGUGCCUAAGCUUCCAGAUGGCUAUAUUCUUGUCAAAACAAAAGCUGUUGCGUUGAAUCCCACAGACUGGCGUCACAUCGACUUUGUCUCUUGCAAUACUGCCACUGUUGGCUGCGAUUACGCUGGGAUAGUUCAAGCUGUUGGCCCGAAUGUCAAAAAGAGCUUCAACAAAGGCGACCGUGUCGCAGGUUUCGUGCAUGGCAGCAAUGCGGUUCGCCCCCAGGGUGGCGCAUUUGCUGAGUACUUGAUCGCAAAAGGAGACCUUCAAAUCCUUAUCCCCGACUCUAUGAGCUUUGAGGCUGCAGCUACCCUGGGCGUUGGCCUUACCACUGUUGGUCAAAACCUCUAUCAGAGCAUGGAGCUACCACUUCCGGGCGAGGCAGAAAGCGAAGAAAACGAAAUGAGCAUCUUGAUCUACGGGGGCGCAACGGCUACUGGCACUCUCGCGAUUCAGUGUGCAAAACUUUCAGGGAUGCGAGUCGUGACAACAUGCUCUGAAAGUAAUCGCAAUUUGAUGUUUGAGCUCGGAGCAGACGCUGUCUUUGACUACCACGAUGCAAGUGUCGGCGAGCAGAUCAGGGAGGAUACUGAUGAUACGCUGGAAUUCGUUCUAGACACCAUAUCAACCCCCCAAUCAGCUUCGAUCUGCAGUGCCGCUAUUUCAUCUGCCGGCGGAGCUUACAAUGCCUUAUUGGAUGUCCGAUCUCCUAGAGACGAUGUUGAUUCACAUGUCUCAAUGGCGUACGACGUGUUGGGGGAGCCUUACCGUAUGGGUGCGCAAGAAAUCUCACCCGAUGAUAGCAAUCCUGAGUUUGGCAUUAAGUGGUGGGGCUUGGUGCAAAAACUGCUUGAAGAAAGGCGGAUUCUUCCGCAUCCCCACCAAGUGAAGCCAGGUGGCUUGACUGGAGUCUUGAGUGGACUCCAGCUGCUACGAGAAGGUAAAGUACGAGCCAGUAAGCUGGUGUAUCAAAUCGAUGAGGUCUGA
This is a messenger RNA of Penicillium daleae, 1140 nucleotides long. Its product is annotated as zinc-binding alcohol dehydrogenase family protein. Gene Ontology annotation, molecular function: oxidoreductase activity, acting on NAD(P)H. NCBI's taxonomy places the organism in Eukaryota, Fungi, Ascomycota, Eurotiomycetes, Eurotiales, Aspergillaceae. The transcript has 3 exons. Bases 1 to 1140 code for a protein of 379 amino acids. The record is from RefSeq and is a predicted model, not a curated record.